Molecule: messenger RNA, 686 nt
Organism: Anolis carolinensis (green anole)
Lineage: Eukaryota; Metazoa; Chordata; Lepidosauria; Squamata; Anolidae
Product: trafficking protein particle complex subunit 2
Exons: 1
Coding region: 75-686 (203 amino acids)
Biological process (GO): endoplasmic reticulum to Golgi vesicle-mediated transport
Cellular component (GO): cytoplasm; TRAPP complex; nucleus
Source: RefSeq, a predicted model, not a curated record
AUAAGUGAGACUCUACUGUAGUUUCUUCUAUUUCCACUCCGCAAUUGAAACUGAGAACGGACAAUACUUUAAUCAUGUCUGGAAGCUUCUACUUUGUAAUUGUGGGUCAUCAUGACAAUCCAGUGUUUGAAAUUGAAUUUCUGCCAGUUGGUAAAGUAGAAUCUAAGGAUGACCAUCACCAUGUCAAUCAAUUCAUAGCUUAUGCUGCCCUUGACCUGGUGGAUGAGAAUAUGUGGCUGUCUAAUAAUAUGUAUUUGAAGACUGUGGACAAAUUUAAUGAAUGGUUUGUCUCAGCUUUUGUUACUGCACGACGUAUGAGAUUUAUAAUGCUUCAUGAUGUAAGGCAAGAAGAUGGAAUCAAAAAUUUCUUCAAUGAUGUAUAUGACCUGUACAUAAAGUUUGCAAUGAAUCCGUUUUAUGAAUCCAAUUCUCCAAUUCGAUCAACUGCAUUUGACAGAAAAGUUCAGUUUCUUGGAAAGAAGCAACUUUUAAGCUCAAAUACCGUAUCCAUACUGUAUUAUUACUUAAUAUAUGUCCUAUUGUAUGUUUGUCAUCUUCUGGAUGCGAGGACCAGUCUGCAGUCUAAAGGUUCAAAAUAUCCACAAACUGCUCCAAUACCAGAGGAGAAAAUUAAAACAACUUCUGCUGCCCAGCAAUUAGUGUCUCCAAAGGGACUGAUCAUUUAA